GCUCAGUCCCCUGGGUCUGGCGGCACCGGGGAGCUUGCUGACACCAGUGUUUCAGAGGUUGAGGAGUUGCGCCGCAUGAUGGAACGAAUGCAAAUUGCUAUGGCAGCUAAAGACGAGCAGCUGAAGAAUUUGCAGAAUGCCGCCACUGCCGCCCAGACGCACGAGCAGGCUCAGGACGAUGAGAAGGCAGACGACGCCUUGCGCAAACGUCUGCAGCGUUUGUGCGAGAGGAAGAAGAACGGGUCGUUGAACGUUCCGAAGGAGGUCCAUGAGUUGUGGAUGAAGGGGGGCGAGGACCGGGCCGAGCUCCGACGUCGCCUUAAGGACGCCAACCUGGACAAG
Symbiodinium sp. CCMP2456 is the source of this 342-nucleotide messenger RNA. The record is from the annotation of a GenBank genome assembly. Lineage: Eukaryota; Dinophyceae; Suessiales; Symbiodiniaceae.